AUGAAGAGGAAGCACUGUGAAUGUUGCCAUGACAUAUGCGAUAGUUGCACUGGCUCUAGCUCCAAGAGAAGAAAACUUGGAGACUGUAAUGACCAGCCACCAAAGGCUGAACCCGGAGAUAGCAACAAUUGUUUAGAGAGGAUUCUUGUAGAGCAGCCACUGAGGAGGUUAGCUCAAUACCAGAUGGUAUCAAGACAGUGGAAGGCUCUCAUUGGCCAACCAACAUUUCAACAAUUCCUUGCUGAAAAAUCUGAGGCAAACAGCUUGUUUGUGAGUUAUUUGAAGACUGAUAUGGUAGGAAUUGUAAGGCUGAUCCACAACCGAUAUUCAGUCACCAAUUACCGCCUCCCUCCAUCUAGGUCUGCACUUCCCCUUAAGAAUGUGUUAGGGUCAUGCUACGGCUUGGUCUGCUUGGGAAAUACCAGCCAAGGAGGAUAUAGAGCUGAGGAGGAUAUACUCCUUCUCAACCCCUGCACAAAAAAAAUGAGGUUAAUCAAGGACACUAUACAUUGUGGACUGGAGAGGGGGCACUAUGGCCUCGGUUUUGAUAGAAAAGCACAAGAUUUCAAAAUUGCGAAAGUGUGCACUCCUCUGGUUAGGCACUCCAAGAAGAAGCUCACUCCAAAGAGGGAAGCGGAGAUGGUGCAUAUUAUAAUCUACUCAUGGAAAUAUUCUUGCUGGCGUGAAACUUAUUUUGAAGAUUGGGGGUUCAAUUUGGUUCAUUACCCUGGCAUGUUUCUUGACGGCAAAAUCUACUGGCCAGGGAAGGUUUGGGAGAUGCAAGGGAUAUUUGUCAGACCACAGGGUCACCAAAACUCCUUGGUAAGCUUUGAUGUGUCAUCUGAAACGCUUGGCUGCAUAAACCUGCCAGAAGACCUCCAGUCUGAAUAUUGCAGCUUUGGAGUUGUUGCUGGAACAUUGACUGCAUGCGUCUGCGGAGAAAAAACUGAAGUUUGGCAAUACAUAGAGAAUAAUUUCAGAAAGAGGGCAAGUUUAUCGAGUUACAGAAAUCAUAUGUCUUCUCACCUCCAGCCUCUAUAUCAGCUAGGGAAUCUCAUGGUUCUACUUCACAAUGGCAGGAAAGUUACUCUAUAUGAUAUGUCUGACCACUCCAAGCUACAUGCUUUGGGUCUUGACAAGUGGGUUCAUCAAGGUGCUUUCAAAAGAAGAGGGCCAAGAAUGGAAGCAGUGCCAUUGGUUGAAAGCUUGUUUUCGCCAACCUUUGAGACAGAAAAGGCAAAUUGUGAAUAA
Molecule: messenger RNA, 1251 nt
Organism: Rosa rugosa (rugosa rose)
Lineage: Eukaryota; Viridiplantae; Streptophyta; Magnoliopsida; Rosales; Rosaceae
Product: F-box/kelch-repeat protein At3g23880-like
Exons: 1
Coding region: 1-1251 (416 amino acids)
Source: RefSeq, a predicted model, not a curated record